Fulmarus glacialis (Northern fulmar) is the source of this 415-nucleotide messenger RNA. RefSeq names its product protein sidekick-1-like. The annotation marks the transcript as partial. Lineage: Eukaryota; Metazoa; Chordata; Aves; Procellariiformes; Procellariidae. Gene Ontology annotation, molecular function: cell-cell adhesion mediator activity. Gene Ontology annotation, cellular component: plasma membrane; axon. Gene Ontology annotation, biological process: homophilic cell-cell adhesion; dendrite self-avoidance; axon guidance. The transcript has 3 exons. The record is from RefSeq and is a predicted model, not a curated record.
AUGAUGUUGCACCAUACUUCAAGACUGAACCAGGCUUGCCCCAGAUACACUUGGAAGGAAAUCGACUCGUACUUACGUGCCUUGCCGAAGGCAGCUGGCCCUUGGAAUUUAAGUGGUUACGCAAUGACAGUGAAAUAACCGCCUACUCCAGUGAAUAUAAGUAUAUCAUCCCAGCUUUGCAGAGGUCUGAUGCUGGCUUUUAUCAGUGUGUUGUACGAAACAGGAUGGGGACAUUGCUGCAAAGAAGAUCUGAAGUUCAAGUGGCAUAUAUGGGAAAUUUCAUGGACACAAACCAGAGAAAAACAGUGACUCAAGGACAAGCUGCAGUUCUAAACUUCCUACACAUACUCAGCUAUCCAAGACCACAAGUGACAUGGUUUAGAGACGGGCACAAGAUUAUACCAAGCAGCAGAAU